Messenger RNA from Osmia lignaria (orchard mason bee), 3067 nucleotides. RefSeq names its product heat shock protein 70Cb (gene Hsc70Cb). Gene Ontology annotation, molecular function: ATP-dependent protein folding chaperone; ATP binding. Gene Ontology annotation, biological process: protein folding. Gene Ontology annotation, cellular component: nucleus; cytosol. Lineage: Eukaryota; Metazoa; Arthropoda; Insecta; Hymenoptera; Megachilidae. The record is from RefSeq and is a predicted model, not a curated record.
AGAAGUUAGCAGAAAGAAGUAAUCGCAGUUACCGUGCGGAGGCAUUUCGUUUAGUCUAUUACGUGAGUGAAGAGCGAGUAUUUAACGAGGUCGUGAAUUCAACGUUCACGGUAAUUAUCAACACAAGUUGCAAACGAUUAACAGUUUACUUGCACAUUCUUUUCGAAGAUCAACAUUUAAUCGACAAACGAAACUUUACAAUUUAUUCAGUGUCGUAAAGAAAACAUUAUUAAACUAGCUAUCAGCCAUGGCUGCUAUGUCCGUGAUUGGAAUUGACUUCGGCAAUGAGAGCUGUUAUGUGGCUGUAGCACGAGCGGGAGGUAUUGAAACUAUAGCUAAUGAUUACAGUCUUCGAAGUACACCAUCAUGCGUAGCAUUUAGUGGAAAGAAUCGAAUUCUUGGUGUAGCAGCCAAAAAUCAAAUGGUAACCAACAUGAAAAAUACUAUUUAUGGGUUCAAAAGAUUAUUAGGUAGAAAAUUCAAUGAUCCACAAGUACAAAGAGAAAUAAAAAUGUUACCUUUCAAGGUAACUCAGCAAGCAGAUGGAAAUAUUGGUAUACAUGUACAAUACCUGGGAGAAGAACACAUUUUCUCACCUGAACAAAUAACAGCAAUGUUAUUCACAAAAUUAAAAGAUAUAUCUGAAACUGCUCUGCAGACUAUUGUUAAUGAUUGUGUGAUUUCCGUUCCUUCAUAUUAUACACAAACUGAACGGCAAGCGUUGCUUGAUGCUGCACGAAUAGCAGGUUUAAAUGUUCUUAGAUUGUUUAAUGAAACAACAUCUACUGCUUUAUGUUAUGGCAUUUACAAACAAGAUUUACCAUCACCUGAUGCACCGCCAAGAAAUGUAGUAUUUGUUGAUUGUGGAUAUGCUAGCUUACAAGUAAGCAUUUGUGCAUUCCACAAAGGAAAAUUAAAAAUGUUAGCCACUAGUUUUGAUACUCAGUUAGGUGGAAGGGAUAUAGAUUCUAUCUUAGCGGAACAUUUUUGUAAAGAUUUUCAAUCGCGUUACAAUAUCGAUCCACAUACAAAUCCUCGCGCGUAUCUACGACUAUUAGCAGAGGUGGAAAAGUUGAAGAAACAGAUGUCGGCGAAUUCAACAACACUUCCUCUUAAUAUUGAAUGUUUCAUGGAUGAAAAAGAUGUACACGGUGAAUUGAAACGAGCGGAUAUGGAAGCAAUGUGUGCACAUUUAUUUAAGCGCGUGGAAAAAACUUUGCGUGAAUGUCUCGAAGACUCUAAAUUAAAAUUAGACGACGUCCAUUCUGUGGAAUUAGCGGGUGGUUCUAGCCGCGUUCCGGCUAUUAAACGACUAGUUGAAGAGAUUUUUAAUCGUCCUGUAUCUACAACAUUAAAUCAAGAUGAAGCUGUUGCUCGUGGAUGUGCACUUCAGUGUGCAAUGUUGAGUCCUGCUGUAAGAGUCCGUGACUUCUCAGUAACUGAUAUUCAGCCAUAUUCACUAAAGUUAACAUGGGACGCUACUCAGGGUGAAGAGGGCGAGAUGGAAGUCUUCGGACAUAAUCAUCCGGUACCGUUUUCAAAGAUGUUAACAUUUUACCGAUCAAGUCCAUUUACUCUCACUGCUAGUUACAAUGUACCGCCACUAUCGUAUCCUACAACUCACGUUGGUGUAUUUGUAAUAAAAAAUGUAAAGGCAACACCAGAGGGAGAGUCUUCAAAAGUAAAGGUUAAAGUAAGAAUAAACUUGAAUGGUAUCCUCACUAUUGCUUCGGCAUCGCUUGUUGAAAAACGUGAAUUAACACAACAAGAGAAAGAAGAAGAAGAAAAGGUACAACAGCAGCAACAGCAACAAAAUAAUAUGGAUGUUGAUCAGCAGGCUGAUAAAAAAGAUAAACCUGAUCAAGAAGCUCAGGCAAAUGAGCCACCAGCACCUGAGGUGAGCAUGGAUAAAACACGUCGGAACUCAGAUGCUGAUGAUGGUGGAAGAGGUGCGAGGGGUUCUGCCCCUUCUUACUCCUCCAGGAUUCUCUCUUGGUUCAGCUCGGGUGACGAUAAAGAUGAAAACAAGGGUAAAAAGAAAGUUCCUGUUCGCAAUGUUGAAUUACCGGUGGAAGUUCAUGGAUUUGGACUUAGUCAACGCGAUUUAGAUGCCGCUUUAGAAAAAGAGUGUAAGAUGAUUGCCGAGGAUAGGCAGGAAAAAGAACGCAUUGAUGCUCGUAACGCGUUAGAAGAAUAUGUUUAUGACUUACGUGCUAAAUUGCAAGAAGACGAUCAGUUAGCUACAUUUAUUACUGAAGCAGAUAAAGAAGCACUUUGCCGUGCAUUAGACGAAACUGAAAAUUGGCUUUAUGAAGAAGGUGAAGAUUGUCAGCGACAAGUUUAUUCAGAACGAUUAACACGUCUUAAGGCACAGGGUGAACCAAUUAAAGAAAGGCGAAUGGAAUUUGAGGGCAGAAAUCAUGCGUUGGAAGAAUUAGCAGGAGCAUUACAACUUGCUAAGAAAGGUUUAGAUCUCAUUAAGGCAUCUAGCGGAAAAGACAAUAAAUAUUCUCACCUAACGGAAGAAGAAGUGAAGAAGGUUGAAAAAGCGGUGCAAGAAAAGUGGGCGUGGCUUGAAGAGAAACGUGUACUUUUGGCCGGCACACCUCGCACACAACCACCACCGGUUACUGUAGCCCAAAUACGUGCAGAAAAACAGUCACUGGAUAGUAGUGUAUUACCAGUCUUAAAUAAACCAAAACCUAAAGUAGAACCACCAAAAGAAGAAAAACCUAAAGAUAAAACAGCUGAAGAUCAGCAGAAAAACAAUCAGAAUAGUCAAGGCGAUGGUCAUGCCCAAAAUAAUCAACAACCUCACGAAGAUAAGAUGGAUGUUGAGUAACAGUGACCCUAUUUUAUGUGUUUUAAUACUAUUAAAUCUAUCAUUAUUAAAAUAACGGAAAUUAUUUCAUCGUACAAGUCAUUUUUAUCAUGUCACAAAAGCGCCUGAUACGUUGUAAUUAGCACAUGUGAGUUUCUUUUUCUUUUCCUAUCAUAGUUAUGAAUGUGAUAAGUUGACCUAUUUAAGACAAAUGUAUCACAAUGAAGUAUAUUGAAAUUUGGAGAA